Molecule: messenger RNA, 2214 nt
Organism: Linum trigynum
Lineage: Eukaryota; Viridiplantae; Streptophyta; Magnoliopsida; Malpighiales; Linaceae
Source: the annotation of a GenBank genome assembly
CAAACUAUUAAUUUUUAAAAUAUCAUAUUCUCGCUCACACGCAAAGUGAUAGCGAGCGGGCUUAUACUAUUUCUGGUUACUAGAGGAGAACCUCCAUAUAGUAGUUUUAGAUCUCCCCACCCCCAACAAGGAUUGUUAUUUAUAUUCAGAUAACAUUCUUUUUACGGAGAAAGUAUCUGCAACGAAAUGCAGAAGAACCAGUUUGGACUCGGUGGCCGGAAAGGGAAGGUAAGAACAGGGAAAGGGGCGAUUCCGGGGAGGAAUUUGCGGGUGACGAAGGGAAGGUACACCUGUCGCCACCUAAGUAGAAAGAAAAGCCAGAACGAAACAAAUGAGUACCAAUUUCUAAAUUAUAGCUUCCCCCUCCAGGUUGUUGUCUGUUGUUCUUCCACGACCUAGCUAGAUCCUCCCUUUUGUUGCUUACUCGUCUCCCAGUCGGUUGCGCCAUGGCGGACGGCUAUAAGCCUGUAACUCAAGGCAGGGCUCUAGUGUUGACUUACUGGCCGGCCGGAAACGGUAUUUGUCGUCAGCUAGGUCCGCCACAUCAGGGUCGACUCAGAUCAUCGUAGUUUCUACCAACCCUUAUUCGCCUUAUCCAUUUUUUUUUUAUUUAUCUCCUUCAUUCAUCACUUUCUCAGUUUCUCUCUUUCUCUACCAAGACCCGGACAAAAACAGGCACGUAAACAAGAUCUCCAUCCCCAAUUCUCCUCUUCUCCUUCUCCUUCUUCUCCCUUCCCUCCACCAAAUUUUGUUCCCACCUGCAUUACCGACUUCGUCUCUGUUUCUCUCGCUCUCUCUCUCUGCAUCUUGGUGUUUCUUUCGAUUGGGAUUUAUUUUAUUUCCCAAACUCUAAUCCGCAUCCUUUGCCCUGUGGCGCAUCGGUGAAUCCUGAACCCCCAUCAUCCAUCGACUGCCCAUAUCCUCACGAUGCCUUCCCUCCUCACAGCAGGUACCGCCAUCGUGCUCAUGGGCGUCUCUGGUGCAGGGAAAAGCACCAUUGGAGAACUGCUGGCGACCGAAAUAAACUGCAGCUUUCUUGACGCCGAUGACUUCCACCCUCAUUCCAACAAAGAGAAGAUGAGGCAGGGCAUUCCCCUGACCCACGAAGACAGAAUCCCAUGGCUCAAUCUCCUGAGGGACAAACUCUGCCACCACCUCAUCUCCGGCAACACAGUAAUCCUCGGUUGCUCUUCCCUACAGAAGUCUUACAGAGACAUCCUCCGAUCCGCCGACCCCCACCCGCCGCCGUCCACCUGUUGCUGCCAUUUCGUGCUGCUGGAUGCCAGCGUCGACUUGCUCGCCCACCGCCUCGCCGAGAGAGCUAAACAGGGGACUCACUUCAUGCCUCCGACUCUGCUGCGGUCCCAGCUGGAUUUGCUCCAGAUUGACGACCCUUCAGAACAAAUUCUCCGGGUCGAUGCUUCCCUUCCUCCUCCCGCCAUUGUCUCAAAUAUCAUAUCCGCCUUCGUGAUUUCCAGCCGCGGCCCCAGACAGCCAUCAUGCCGGCCAGAUUUCACACAGCACAGUAGCACCACCACCGCCCCCAUUCAAUAGCUAGCUCGUGUUUGUCGACGUCGUAAGAGAUGCAGGAGCAGGGCAAAACGUGUGAAAUGAAACCUCAGCCAAAACGACGCUGCCUCAGCCAAAACGACGCUGCUGCCGCUGGAGUACGCUGCUGCCACUAAAGUCUCAAACGACGCCGCUGCCAAGACGACCAUACGACGCCGCUGUCAACUAAUCGAUGAUGCUGAUCUCUAAAACCCUCGACUGGCUUCGUUUCUAUCAGCCUUAUCCUUCAUCUUCAUCCUCAACACCCAAAAGCAAAAGAAGAACCACUUUCUCCAAGCAUCAAGAUCGCCUACAACCUUGUGCUUCUCAAAAGUGUGGCUACAUCAACGGAUCUCCUUCAACGGUCCUGAAGACAAUUGCCUAUUUAAAGCUUUCUCCACAUGAAGAAGGGCAAUGGUUGCAGCUUGAAUAGCAGAUCUAUUAGGUUGUCAAGGGUCUGGUUAUUUCGAACAAUCUUCAGUCUCCUCAUCUAUAGAGAAUGAUUCUGGGUAGAUAGGAGUGGGAAGUUUGUUCGGUUCUCUCUUUCACCGAUCAUCCAUCUGUUUUUCUUUCUUUCAAUUGUAUUUUGCUUGUCUUUCCCUUUCAAAAAGCGGUCAUAAUGACUGCAGAAUAGCUUCAGUAUCUUAAUCAAAUUAGUUUCCUUCG